This is a messenger RNA of Ruditapes philippinarum (Manila clam), 3587 nucleotides long. RefSeq lists its product as uncharacterized. The transcript has 8 exons. The record is from RefSeq and is a predicted model, not a curated record. NCBI's taxonomy places the organism in Eukaryota, Metazoa, Mollusca, Bivalvia, Venerida, Veneridae. The coding region runs from base 110 to 1201 and encodes 363 amino acids.
AUAGUCUAUAAAUAGAAUUAAAGUAUCUGGCUGAUUGAGUUUAAUUAUAGUUGGUUAAGCGGAAGUAAAACUAUAAACUGAAAGAGUAAAAAAAUCAGGGAAUCGAAAUAUGACUGAAACACAUGCAAAUAUUAUAACUCUCCUCUCCAAACCUCAUCUUAACAAGGGGCGAUAUGCAGUCAGUAUUGAUGCAACAAGCAAAGACGAUCCAGGAGCUAUCAUAGAAAAAAGAAGAGAUGAGAAACUGGAAUAUAUAGAGGAUCAUGUAAUGACAGGUGGAGGAUGUUCUCCACAAAUAGAGCUCCAUUUAAACAGAGGAAAGUGUAAAAUACAAAUAUUGAUAUCCGGCGCAUUAAAACCCUCAGCUAAGCUCGAAAAGGGAGAAGAUGUUCUAGUUUUUAACGAAGCUCAAGGGGAGUGUAGAAAAAUUUUGAGCUUGAUUCCUGUAUACGACGGUUCCGAGGAUGACACAGCUACGAUUAAGUUCAAAGUCGACGAUGAGAUCAAACAUACGGUACACAUUCAUGAAAUACCGACUGAGAAGAGUCAGGAUCUUAGCCAAAGCCUGAAAAGUACACGAAGCGCUAAUUCCAGUAUUAAUGAUGCCAGUUUUCGUACGGCGCCAGAGAGUAUGGCGUCAUCGAGUUCCUCUUCAGAUUUUACAGACGAGUCUACUUUAAUGCAAGGUUCUGUCAGGCAAACAAGGGUCUCAACAUCAGGAGGUGAAUCUGCAAGGUCAAAUCUAUGUGCUGAUCCGGUUCCACCAAAGGAUUCAGGCCUGGAUGAUGCGGUCGGCGGUAUGCGUUUAAGUGAUAAUGCACCAGGACCAACAGUGGUUCCGCAGGAAGAUCCAGCUUAUGACAAGAUUUUGCUAGACGACUCUCUAUUGGCUCUGAUUGGUGGGCUUUCACCUAGCGACGCAAGCUUGUUGUUAACGAGUCUACUAGUACCAACACAUAUACAAGGCCAGAGUCGUUUUAAUAACAGCCAAAAUAUUGUGGCGGCAAAUUUUACAUCUCUGAAACAUUGGAAAUCAAAGAAAACAUCGAGGAAAGAUUUGCCGGACACAACCAACCGACAGCUGUGUGAAGAUUUGAUCACAGCGCUUGAAGGCAUCGGAAGGAAAGACAUUGUUCGACUUAUAAAAUUGAAGUUACAGGCAAAUAAGGCGCUAGGGCAUGAUGAUUUUAGUGACCUUUGAAAUAGCAUCAUUUGAGUAAUAUUUGCAACACUUUUUUUCCAUUUUUCUUUUUAACCUGUAUACAUUAAAAUAAUUAAUUGUUUUUUUUUAGUUCAUUUCUGAUCUAUUAAAGAAUGUUAACUUUGAUUUGCCAUUGUACGCCUGAUCUCAAUUUAUGAAACUUACACAUUAACUUGAGAAGUCGAUUUUUAUUAGACUUUUGUGGUGUUUAUGUAUAAAAUUUGCAUGUUUAAGAGAUUAUUUUUGUUAGGCAUUUGUGAUGUUUUAUAUUUUUACAUUUUCUCUUUCAUACAAUGUACUAACCAUUUUUUAAAUUGAUACAUUGAUUUUUUUACCUAGGAAAUCACAAAUCAUCUAUUGAUCGAUAGUACUAUUGGAAAUUCAUAAAUUCGUUUUUAUUUAAUAUCAAAUCAAUGUAAUUCUACAGAAGUUACAAAUAUUUUGGACAAGUUGUAUGACCGUGAAUAAAAGAGUUACAAAUUUUAUUAGGUCAUAUAACUUGCAAAUAUUUUAACUUAGAAUAUAUCUAUUUUUAAUAUUUAAAUACAUUUUGUAAAUACUCGUAUUUAUACAAAGGUUUACCAAGAUAUUGUUAUGUUUUAAAGGCACAUGCCUAAGAAAUGAAUAUUUUCUCAUUCUGUAGAAAGUGUAAAUGUGUGUUAUAUGAUAUUUUAAUAAUGGAGUUAAAGGCACGUUAUGUCUUAAAAAUGAAUGUUGUUUUUUUUUUCUUUCUUUACAAAGGGCAAACAUAAGUUUUAUAACGUUUAUAUAAUAGUUUAUUAGAAUGUUAAAUGUUUAUUGAUUGAAGAAAAUGGCAUUGAAACUGAAACUAUUAAAAAAUUUGUCGUAAACGUCGGAAAGUGUAAACAAAGUAGUAUUUUGACUCCCAUAAAUGCUAAAUCACUAUAAUUGUUAUAAUUGCAAUACUGUAACAGAAGCAAUAAACUGUUUCAGGUAAAAGACCAAUUAGUAUCUUUCUGGAAACUAUAACAGGACACCAAAAAUAAAUAGAGGAUAUUUGUAAGAUCGGAAUAUAUUUCACCGAGUUAGCACCAAAAGGUAUAUUUCACGAGUGUCGCAGCCGAGAGUGAAAUGUGAACUUUUGGUGUUCACGAGGUGAAAUAUAUUUCGAUCUGACACUAAACUAAACAAAUUUUCUUUUUAUUAUAUGCAAACAAACGUUAAAAAGGACAUUUUUACCUAAUACUAAAUGAAUAGCGCGCAAAAUAAUUAUACAACUUAAGUUGUUUUCCGCUGGUAUUUCACUGAAACAACGUAAGGGGCUUUAAUUCAAAACAGUGAAAUUAUCAAAUUGAUAAUUUCACUGUUUGAAACAGUGAAAUUAUCAGUUUUAAUUCACUGAUAUAUUUCUAUAAACCAUCGAAAAGCAUGUAAUAAAAAUAAACGUUUGGGAAUCAACAGGGGAGAGGAUUUAUUGGGAAUAAUGGGCCUUUUAAACAUGUGAGAUACUUAUAACCUGAAGAAAAUAGUGUUGAAUGGAAAAUAUUUGUGAUAUAGGUAGCGAAACGUAAACAAAUUGGUUUGUUGACUUCUACACAAAAUAUACAAUCACUAAAACCGUACUCAUCGUAAAAUUGAAAGAGAAGCAUAUGGCCAAUGCGUAACUUUAUUGACACUGUAACAGUACAACUAAAAAUAAAAAGUUUUUGAGAAAUAAAAAUGAUGCAUAACGUAAUGGGCCUUUGAACCGUAUUCCUGUGUAAUCUCUACACUAUGUCAUUUGUUAUUAAAGUCAUACACCAUUUAAUUAUGUUUCAGUUGCAGCCAAGAUCAUGUGAGCAAAUUUAUGGCUUUGCGCCUUUGGUAUACUGCAUUUAGAAAACAUAUAUUACUUAAUGUCCCAUUUAUACUGUUUAUAAUAAGUUUGAUUUUUGGAAUUUCGUCCCUUAAUGGAGGACCUGCCAGAAAUGAUCAUUUUACUUGCCUUUAUAAGGUGAUAUGUAUACCGGUGAUACAAAGGUCAAUGAAUAGAUACCAACUUUGAGUGCAUGGUUGUAGAACAACGCACGGUUCGAGUUCAAAUGCGUAGGAAUAUAAUUACGGGCGCCGAAAGGCCCGAGUGAUUAAUCACAAAGCAUUUGAACUAUAUAUAAACCGUGCAUUAUUAUACAUUGUAUUAUAUUUCAAGAAAGAAUUAAUUCUAAUUUUCUGACAUGGUAACAAAAAAGAAUUGAUAAAAAUAUGACGAGCGAACAAGUUACUUUCCUAGCGUUAUUUUGUUUAUUGACGUCAUAUCUUAUGUGUAUUCAUUCCAUUAUUCCAUUUUUAUGCUGUGCAUAUAUCAUAUAAUAUAAUGACUGAUAGGGGAUAUUGUAUAUUGUAUUUAUAUUUGUAAAUAAAUAUAAAGAAUACAUAUAUCAAAGAA